Molecule: messenger RNA, 2162 nt
Organism: Scatophagus argus
Lineage: Eukaryota; Metazoa; Chordata; Actinopteri; Scatophagidae
Gene: lpl2a
Product: lipoprotein lipase
Exons: 10
Coding region: 152-1687 (511 amino acids)
Biological process (GO): lipid metabolic process
Molecular function (GO): lipoprotein lipase activity; apolipoprotein binding
Source: RefSeq, a predicted model, not a curated record
GUUCAAGGUGGUUCAGAUAUCAGCGCUGUACGCGCGUCGGGACGCACUCCACUGAACCUGAGAGGGAAUAUACGUCCACUGCUCUGCUGAGAGAUCCGAUUUAAUUCCUCGUUAAAGACGUUUUCUCCAAAAGGAAAAAUCUGCGAAAGAAAUGAAAGCGUGGCGAGUUCGGUUUCUGUACUUUCUGGUGUUGAAUGCAGCUGUGCAGUAUGUGACGUCCCUGGAAGAAGAGCUCACCGAUUCUAUAUUUGGUAACUUCCUCGACCCCCUGAAAGACUUGUUUGACCACAAGGAUGACGCCAACGAAACUGUUGCCAAAUUCUCCCUCCGGAAACCAUCCCAUCCCGAUGACGAUCUGUGCUACAUCGUUCCUGGCAAACCUGACUCCCUGUCAGCUUGCACCUUCAACAGCACCUCCAAAACCUUUCUGGUAAUCCACGGAUGGACGUUGAGUGGUAUGUUCGAAAGCUGGGUGGCCAAGCUGGUGUCGGCGCUGUACGAAAGAGAGCAGACGGCCAAUGUCAUUGUGGUGGACUGGCUCGCCUCAGCACAGAACCACUAUGUGGUGGCAGCUCAGAACACCAAAGCAGUGGGAGAGGAGAUUGCUCACUUCAUCGACUGGAUCGAGGAAACCACCAACAUGCCUCUUGAGAACAUCCACCUGAUUGGCUACAGCCUUGGUGCUCAUGUGGCAGGAUUUGCUGGAAGCCAUACAUCCAAUAAAGUCGGAAGAAUAACUGGUUUGGACCCAGCUGGUCCUGACUUUGAGGGGAUGCACGCCCACAGACGUCUCUCCCCUGACGACGCUCACUUUGUGGACGUUCUCCACACCUUCACCCGGGGCUCCCUGGGUCUCAGCAUUGGGAUCCAGCAACCUGUCGGCCAUGUAGACAUUUACCCCAAUGGAGGCAGCUUCCAGCCAGGCUGCAACCUCAGGGGGGCCCUGGAGAAGAUUGCCAACUUUGGGAUAUUUGCCAUCACUGAUGCGGUGAAGUGUGAACACGAGCGCUCGGUCCACCUGUUCAUCGACUCCCUGCUGAAUGAGCAGGAAGCAGCCAAGGCCUACAGAUGCAGCAGCAGCGACAUGUUUAACCGUGGCAUGUGUCUCAGUUGCCGCAAAAGCCGCUGCAACACGGUGGGCUAUGACAUCAGCAAAGUGCGCAAGGCACGCAAUGUGCAGAUGUACACCAAGACGCGAGCCUCCAUGCCUUUCAGAGUUUACCACUAUCAGCUGAAGAUCCACUUCUCCAGUAAAGUGAACCGUUCAGAGAUGGAGCCCUCGCUCACUGUUUCACUAUACGGAACAAGAGGAGAUGCUGAAAACCUGGAGCUUAAACUAAAAGAGAAAAUUGCAACAAAUAAGACACACUCGUUCCUGCUAGUGACAGAGAAAGACAUUGGAGAUCUCUUGAUGAUGAAAUUUAAAUGGGAGGACAAAAACGGCUGGUCAUCCGCCAGCAUGUUGAAGAUGGUAUCUUCUUGGUGGUCCGGUGACUCGGACAGUGCUAACAUGGAGGUUCAUAAAAUCCGCAUCCGAGCUGGCGAGACCCAGCAGAAGAUGGUGUUCUGUGUCAAAGACCCUGAAGCUCAGAAAUUAACACAAGAGGUCACGUUUGUUAGAUGCAAGGAUGAGUGGAGGACAAACUCAAAACGAACUCCAAAGAGAGUAACUCUGGAGAACCACUGACCUUGAACUUAAGACUCCACCUUUGAAUGACUUUUCAUCCAUUUCAGCACUUAGCAGAUAAUUUAUACGCCUGUAACUUAUUUUAUUUCUCAAAAUUACACAAAGCUCUCACCACCUUGUAGAUAUAUAUCCACAAAAGUAUGUUUGCUAUGUAAAACAUUCUAUAUGUGAAUAAUGUAAAAUAUUUUAUAAGAGCUGUUUUCAUGACACAUAGUUGUAACUUCAUUGAUGUACAAAAAGUAGAUGCCAUCAUCUUUGUUGCAUUUUUUUGUGCCCAAAGUGAUGGACACAAAGUCAGUUUGGAGCUUCAUAUACUGAGAAGUGUGUAGUUGUGCAGGUACUGAUGUCUCAUUGUCUAAAAUACCUCAAGUUAGCCACUGUGAAGAAUUACGUCCCCAUGGUGUCUGUGGAGGUCUGCACGCCCUUGACAGUUCUCCAACAUGGGGGCAAAUAAAUACAUUCUUCUAAAUAUUAA